Molecule: messenger RNA, 960 nt
Organism: Ipomoea nil (Japanese morning glory)
Lineage: Eukaryota; Viridiplantae; Streptophyta; Magnoliopsida; Solanales; Convolvulaceae
Exons: 2
Coding region: 313-960 (215 amino acids)
Source: RefSeq, a predicted model, not a curated record
ACUGGAUGUAUAUGACAAUUAAGUCAAAAGAAAACAGUAAGUAGAAAUGAAACAAGAACUCAGACCGAACAGGGGCGGGUAUUAAUGAAUCAACAUAUCGAUCAAGAUUUGACAAACCUUGAUUCUGCCUGGGAAAUAAAUUUUUGAAGAUCAUGGAGAAUAGCACGGAAUGCUUGAUUCUUGGGAGUGAAAAAAAUAUGGAGCAAAGGUUUGUCCUUGAAGUGGUUGGUGGCAUAUGAGACUUUGAAGCUGCGGAAAUGAACAGAUUGGAAAAUUGACCUGAAGAGGUCCAUGUAUAGUGGGAGUUGAUUCAUGGAAAAAAGUGUGACAGGCAAGCAUGUGAGGAUGUAUAUUGGAAAAGCCGCGACUUUGAUAUGCUCGGUGAGGACGAAGAAAUGGCCCGCACAGAAGGAGAUCAAGAUGGCAGCAAUUGAGGUGAAGAGACAGUUGAGUCCAAGCAGCAGCUUCCUGGGGAGAUUGUUCUUGAAAUCCUUUUGUUGGCAGCGGGAGGUGAGGAUUGCGAGGAAGAAGACGAGGGCGGUGACUGAGAAGCCCAGAGCUAUGAGUGAUGAGACUGCGAAUGCAUCAAAGGCGGGCUGGCCUUUAAGAAUGGGACGCCCAGUCUUAUCAUCCACCCCUCCAGGGAUGGUUGCUGAUGUAGCAAAUGCCACAGUUGCAAUCAGCGCAGCAAUGACAGAGCAGGAGUUGGAAGUGGUGACCAGCCAUUUGGUACCGCUUUUGGCUUUGCAUAAUUGGUUGAAGUUGGUGAUUCAUCUAUUGUGGUGGAGUGCUUGGUGGUUCAAUUCCAGUAGAUUCUCUUGCAGCAUCUUCUGGAGGUCUCCCCCCAGUAUACUGGUACUUGUAGCUAGAUUCUUUCUCAAUCAAUUCAUUCAUGAUCUGGACUGCCCAUGUGUUCAUUUCCUUCUUGUCCUUAAUUUUCCUUAUCCUUCCAAAUCCUAG